AUGUCCGAAUGGGAGCUUCACAGGCCGGGUGCCGUCGGCUUGGAUGGUAGACCGCACGAGAGGUCCAAUCCCCAGGUGGUCCAGAGACUGCGCGAAAUCCUGGAACCCACCCGCUCAACGACUGAGCACGAACUCGAAUUCCAAUCCGAUGAAGAUACCACAUGGUUUGCAGCUGGGCGGGACUCAACCAAUCAACCCAUACUGCAAGACUAUGGACGAUUCGCCACGUUGAUGAGCGAUAAUCAAACCCCAGACAAUGGGAAUCGGUACCCUCAGCUUGUGUCGUUCAUUGGGCAAACAGGGCCCCGUAAGAGCACAUUGAUCAAGAUGCUGAUUGAUAGGUUUGCCAUGCUUGACCGCGGGGCAAAGUAUCCGUCGCCUGUUACUUCAUCUAAUAACGACCGCGUUCCGACAACUAGCGAUGUCCACCUCUAUGCCGAUCCGAUAUCUUACAACACUCAAGCACCUGUACUAUAUGCUGAUUUUGAGGGUUUGGAUGGCGGGGAAGCUGUACCAGCAGGUCUGCGCCAUCGCACAAAGGGAAAGGAGGCUCUAGGGAUCCUCAGCGAUGUCACGAAUGUCAUGGGCAAGACUGGUCUAGGUAAAUCGCCAAAGCCAUCAACUGCUAGUCGUUCUUCUGGUGUGAUUAAUACAUCCUCGAAGUGGAAGUUCGGAGAAUCGCGCUACGCAUCUCAACGGGACCUCGAAUGGGCAAUAACAACAGAAACGAAGAAGAGAGAAUACGUAGUCACACAAGUCUAUGCCAGACUGCUCUACACCUUCUCAAACGUGGUUGUUUUCGUGCUGAGAAACCCCAGGGUUUUCAAAUCCACUGUCCUUGACAAACUUCUGGAAUGGGGAUCGGCUUCGAUCGACAAAUCGCUGAACCAGCCCGCUCUCUCCCACGCAGUCAUUGUCCUCAAUACGACGGACAAUGUUGGAGCGAUUUUCCGUGAACCUCGAUUCGAAGAGCAAGCCAGGCUUUGGCAGGACAUCGGUCGAACCAUUAACACUACCAAAGACUGCAUCGACUGCUACUAUGCUUUGAUCUCCGUCAUUCGAGUUCCGUCUCGCGGUCGUUACAUGCUCAUGGACGAUCAGAUGGAGAAGUUAUUUGAGCUGAUCAACAAAAGAUGCCAAGUGUCUCUACUAACCAAGAAGCAUGUUCGAAUGCUCGCAACUGCGGACAAGUUACAGGUCGACCUCCACGUAGCUUACGAUCACUUUUCUCGCGACCUAGAUACCCCUUUUGACUUUGUCAAGGAAGCACUUAAGCACAAUCCCAUUCCACAGGACUUCAGUGGCAACAUCUUGAACUUGGCGAUCUAA
This is a messenger RNA of Colletotrichum godetiae, 1329 nucleotides long. RefSeq lists its product as uncharacterized. The record is from RefSeq and is a predicted model, not a curated record. NCBI's taxonomy places the organism in Eukaryota, Fungi, Ascomycota, Sordariomycetes, Glomerellales, Glomerellaceae. Bases 1 to 1329 code for a protein of 442 amino acids. The transcript is spliced from 5 exons.